Messenger RNA from Diaporthe amygdali, 684 nucleotides. RefSeq lists its product as uncharacterized. The record is from RefSeq and is a predicted model, not a curated record. Bases 1 to 684 code for a protein of 227 amino acids. Lineage: Eukaryota; Fungi; Ascomycota; Sordariomycetes; Diaporthales; Diaporthaceae. The transcript has a single exon.
AUGUCGCUCAACAUAUUCCCGGCGUCGCUCCACCGCUGUCCAAGUCUGCCUGUCUCAAUCCGGACCCAUAUACUACUGCCUGCCAGGUCUCAUACAUUCAUGGGCGCAUCAAUCGCAUGCCUGAGGGCCGGCGGGAAACCAAGAACAACGAGGAGCGCGGAUGAGAUCGUCGACAAGCACAAAGCGAUCAUCAUCUCUGGAUUUUGCGCCAUCGGAAAGACCCAUUUCUCAUCCACCAAGGACAAUCUGCAGCAGGGCCUCGGCAUGGAAAUCUUCGACUUAGACUCGAGCAGCUAUAGCUCGAAACCAGGGUUUCCAGAGAACUAUAUCGCUGAAAUCCGGAAGAGGGCAGAGAAGCCUUGCGUCAUCCUAAUCUCAACCCAUAGAGGCCUGCCUACGCAACUGGCGAGGGAGGGCUAUUACGUCGCCCUGGUAUACCCCGGAGACGGUCCGGAAGCAAAGCGAGAGUGGUUGCGCAGGCUCGAGGAGCGGGAGGAAGCAGGUAAAGACUCGCGCCUUUACAAAAUCACGGACGAGAACUGGGAUCUUUGGUAUGGGAGAACCGCAGGCGAGGAGAUCACUAGUAGAUGGACUCUUGCCAACGACCAGUACUUGAGUACUAUUUUUGACGACAUACAUACCGACUUCCGGAAGUUCAAGCGCCGCACACUCCAGCAAGACUGA